Messenger RNA from Prunus persica (peach), 2488 nucleotides. RefSeq names its product inorganic phosphate transporter 1-4. NCBI's taxonomy places the organism in Eukaryota, Viridiplantae, Streptophyta, Magnoliopsida, Rosales, Rosaceae. Gene Ontology annotation, molecular function: phosphate transmembrane transporter activity. Gene Ontology annotation, biological process: phosphate ion transport; transmembrane transport. The record is from RefSeq and is a predicted model, not a curated record. The coding region runs from base 694 to 2274 and encodes 526 amino acids. Gene Ontology annotation, cellular component: membrane. The transcript has 2 exons.
UCUUUCCACUCUACCUUUUUUUUUUUUUUUUUCUUUUUGCUUUGAUUUUUCACUCAUGUGGGUUUGUUUUGUUCAUAUCUGUUCUUCAAUUGCCUGCAUAAUUUGGGAUCAAUCAAUGCCUGGAAUUUUCAAUUCCUUUCUUUCUCAGCUCUCACAAGCUUCAUUCUUUUCCAUGAAAGUUUAUAAAUUGUAACAUAUUGCAGAGAUUUAUCUAAUGCACAUACAUUUGUUCUUUGUUUUGCUAAGCCUUGUGUUGCAUUUUGCAACGUUAUCAAGAACCCAAUAUAAAAAUUUAGAAAAGGCAAACACUUUUUCUUGAUUUGGGCACGUGAAAAUCAGUUUCUUUUCAUCUUUGGUGUUGGAUGGUAAUUGGGUAAUUACCGUAAUGUCAAGCAACUUCGCCAUCUUUUGUUGCUCUUGUUCAAGAAUAUUCCUGGAUGUGUCUUUUCUGUUUCUUCAUACUUCACGUCUGUUCUCAAAGAAAGCAGAGGAAAAAGGGAGAUAUUUUAUUUGCGUGACAGAUUUUUCAAGCGGUGAAAUGAAAAAGUGUAACUGAAAAUCAUACUAUAUAAUCUGGGCUUCUAAAGCACAAUUCUUUCAUAAGUUUUCUGCUUCAAAGUAAAAUUAUAAAGGUUAAACAGUUGAAGAAAAUACAACAGGGCAGACCGACUUUAGAGAAGGGGUGAUUUUGUGAUGGCCAGGGAACAACUGGAGGUGCUGAAUGCACUUGAUGUGGCGAAAACACAAUGGUACCAUUUCACAGCAAUUGUGAUUGCUGGCAUGGGCUUCUUCACAGAUGCCUAUGAUCUCUUCUGCAUUUCCCUUGUCACCAAAUUGAUUGGCCGCAUAUAUUACCAACAACCUGGAGCUGCAGAGCCUGGAAGUUUGCCUUCAAAUGUCUCGGCUGCUGUUAAUGGUGUGGCCUUCUGCGGCACCCUCACAGGCCAGCUCUUCUUCGGCUGGCUUGGUGACAAAUUGGGCCGAAAACGGGUCUACGGCAUGGUCCUUAUGGUCAUGGUCAUAUGCUCAGUUGCAUCCGGCCUCUCAUUUGGGAGAGACGCCAAGGCUGUGGUUUCGACACUUUGCUUUUUCAGGUUCUGGCUAGGCUUUGGAAUUGGCGGCGACUAUCCUCUCUCAGCCACUAUCAUGUCUGAGUAUGCAAAUAAAAAGACCCGUGGAGCCUUCAUUGCUGCUGUGUUUGCCAUGCAAGGUUUUGGGAUUUUGGCUGGUGGAAUGGUUGCAAUUAUAGUAUCUACAGCAUUCAAGCACAGUUUUCCUGCACCCUCUUAUGAGGCUGAUGCAGCUGCCUCUAUUUUCCCACAAGCCGAUUAUGUUUGGCGAAUUAUUUUGAUGUUUGGUGCACUCCCAGCUUUGCUUACUUAUUACUGGCGUGCCAAAAUGCCCGAAACUGCUCGGUACACUGCCUUGGUUGCCAAGAAUGCCAAGCAGGCUGCUGCUGAUAUGUCGAAAGUUUUGCAGGUUGAGGUAGAAGCAGAGCAGGAGAAGAUAGAGCAACAAGGAGGGAAUGCUUUUGGUUUGUUUUCCAAGGACUUUCUUAGCCGCCAUGGCUGGCACUUGCUUGGAACUACCAGCACAUGGUUCUUGCUGGACAUUGCCUUCUACAGCCAGAAUCUAUUCCAAAAGGACAUCUUCAGUGCCAUUGGCUGGAUCCCAAAGGCAAAGACCAUGAGCGCUCUUGAAGAGGUCUUCAAAAUUGCCAGAGCACAAACUCUCAUUGCUCUCUGCAGCACCGUCCCCGGGUACUGGUUCACCGUGGCAUUCAUAGACAGGAUUGGAAGGUUCACAAUUCAACUAAUGGGGUUUUUCUUCAUGACAGUCUUCAUGUUUGCCUUGGCCAUUCCUUACCAGCACUGGACUCUUAGAGAGAACCGAGUUGGGUUCGUUGUGAUGUACUCAUUGACCUUCUUCUUCUCCAAUUUCGGUCCGAAUGCCACGACAUUCGUGGUGCCUGCAGAGAUUUUCCCAGCAAGGCUGAGGUCCACAUGCCAUGGUAUAUCAGCUGCGGCAGGGAAGGCUGGGGCAAUUGUGGGUGCAUUUGGAUUUCAGUAUGCAGAAAAGGGUAUUGGGGUGAGGAACUCCCUCCUAAUUCUGGGUGUGGUUAACUUCCUAGGGCUGUUGUUUACAUUCCUGGUGCCUGAGUCAAAGGGAAGAUCACUGGAGGACCUGUCUGGUGAAGCAGAGCAAGAAAAUGCAGCUCCAUCAGAAUCAAGGCAGCAGGAGAUUGAAAGUGGCACAAGAACUGCUCCAGUUUAAUUAGGCUUUUUCUUUUCUUAUCAGAUUAUUAUAGCAUUGUUGUGUAGGAUUUUUCGAAUGGUUGAUCAUGUUGCUUUUAUCUUCAUGCUCGGAGCCUGUUUAUUGUUUGUGGUAGCCUACGUUCCAAUUAAAAGUAAUUAAAAAGAUAGUUGGCUAAAUGCUCCUAAUUUUCCCAGUUGUAAUUUUUUAUUUUUUAUUUUAUAUCAUUUAUGCC